Rhipicephalus microplus (southern cattle tick) is the source of this 1343-nucleotide messenger RNA. RefSeq names its product enhancer of mRNA-decapping protein 4. Lineage: Eukaryota; Metazoa; Arthropoda; Arachnida; Ixodida; Ixodidae. Gene Ontology annotation, cellular component: P-body. The record is from RefSeq and is a predicted model, not a curated record. Gene Ontology annotation, biological process: deadenylation-independent decapping of nuclear-transcribed mRNA.
CACAUUUUUUGUGGACAGUCUGACAGAAGCGGUGUAUGGUGCAGUGAAAGAGGCUGUUGGUGCAGAUGUAUCUGAAAGAAUGCAAAGUUGCUUCAAGGUUAAUGCAUCGCUUCUUGACCCCCAUGUGGUGUUGCACGAGAUCAAAUUCUUAGUGCAGCAGGGCCAGUAUAAUAUGGCUUUCUCGCAGGCUCUGUCAGCGGCUGACCCAUUCUUUGUUGUGUCAACAUGUGAGAUGGUGUGUCCUACCAUCACCAUUGGGAAGGAUCCAUGUCCUCUAGAAACACCAGUGCUGCUCUCACUUAUCGGGAAGUUGAGUGAAGACCUUGCAACCAAAACUACAAUCAAGAUAAAAUACCUGGAGGCAGCGGUGCUCAGCCUCGUUAAAGGAGGCCCCGCCUCACAGUCCUCUGAAAAAUGUGCCCUCACGCGGCUGUUCAACAAGAUCGAAGAACUGCUGAAGCAAAACCCUCCCCAUGACAUGGAGCGCAUGGCCAAGCAUCUCAAUCUAGUUAUUCAAAGCUCUCUUUGCUGCUAGCUUUCAGUACCUUUGUAUGGCAUCUGGGGAAACCAAAGUGUUCCUCCUUGAUGGAGGACUUGUGUCUUAAGUUUUUAUAGUGUGCUGUGCCUGGCAAGUGGGCUUCAUCGAAGUAUCCAUAAGAACUGUGCAUUAACUAUGGCAGAAGUUCAACUAUUACUGUAGGCCUUAACUUUUCUCCGAGUGUUUUGAAGACCACUGCCUUCGUCACCCCCGUUUUCUAGUGGAAAGGAAGAGAAGAAAAGCUGUAUAGUUUCCUAUUUCCACAUCAUACUUGUUCACAUUUCUGAGCAUGAAACAGCCUGCACUGUACUUAUUGAUUGUAUUAUCCAAGACCUGUAGGCAAUAUUACCUGUAGUAUUCAGUGCAUCAAAUUUUGCUUUUGGCAGUAUUCCCUCUGCUCGCCCAGUUUGUAUGGAUUGAUAUUAUAAGUUUAAUACUAGAGUUAAAACUAGGCUCUACUGAUUCCUCUGUAAAAGCGUAUACUGCAGUCAGCUUUCCAAAGCCAGACUCUUGGCAGGUAAUAUCCUGAGCUGUUGCAUGUUGCUCAAGAGAAAUAAUGCCCGCUUUUUUAUGGCUAUAUUUUCACUACUUCUUUGCGCAGCAUUUCUAUUCUCUCCUCCUUACUUGGGUUUCCAGUUAAAGUAUGUUUAAUCUCAACUAUCAAUUUAACACAAUUCUUAGAAUUCUUUUUGCUUCACAGUAACACUUGUGUUUUGCUCGACAUUUGUUGUAUUGCUAACUGAGAGCCCUUUUUCAUUUGCUUUGUUUUUGUAGACUGAACUGAAAUAAAGUUUUUAUAUUUUUA